AUGGCGACUGUUAAACGUAAGGUUAUUGUUAAAAAGAUUCCGCCCGGUGGUAAUCCAAAUCCACCGAAGCCCAUACCCAUUACAAUGUCGCAACAGGACUAUGAAAAGGCUUGCGUUGAAUCGCAUAACAAAUUUCGUGUCACACACGGCACAGCGCCGCUCACCAUUAACCCCACACUGACGCAGGUGGCAACCAAAUGGGCGCAUAAUCUCGCACAGCGCCAGAAAAUGGAACACAGCCCCGAUGGCAAAUAUGGUGAAAAUAUUUAUUAUAGCAGCGGUCAGCAGGUGACACCUGAAAUGCCUGUGAAAAUGUGGUACGACGAGAUCGCCAAAUAUGACUUUGCCAAGUCGCAAUUUAAUCCGCACACUGGCCAUUUUACACAGCUUAUAUGGCGCGAUACAAAACAAGUGGGCGUGGCUUAUGCUGUGUCUGGUGAAAAGGCUUGGGUUGUCGCCAAUUAUGACCCGCCAGGAAAUGUGAACGGUUUCUUUCGUGAAAAUGUGCCGCCAAAAAAGUGA
Rhagoletis pomonella (apple maggot) is the source of this 522-nucleotide messenger RNA. Its product is annotated as Golgi-associated plant pathogenesis-related protein 1-like. The record is from RefSeq and is a predicted model, not a curated record. Lineage: Eukaryota; Metazoa; Arthropoda; Insecta; Diptera; Tephritidae. Gene Ontology annotation, cellular component: extracellular region. Bases 1 to 522 code for a protein of 173 amino acids. The transcript has 3 exons.